AUGGACAAGAGCAGCCGAGGCACUGCACUCUGGCUAUGCGUUACAGCUUACCAAUUGAUCUAUUCGAUGAUAACGUCGAGCUUUGCCCUCUCGGUUCUACCGAGAGAAGCAGAAAGGCUUAACAGUGAAGCCUCGAGCCUAUGGCUGGCAGUCUAUGUGAUGAUCUGCGGAGCCACGCAACUAGUAUGUCCCGUAGCAGGCAUGUGUUCAGAUCGAGUCUCGUCUGCUUGGGGGCGGCGACGUCCAUUUCUUGUAGCAGGGAGCCUGGUGUCCAGCGCAGGCUUUGUGCUGCUCUAUUUUGCAAGUCUCUGGUCAUGGCCAAAGACGUUUAUGCUGGGUUUGUUUGUGACAGAGAUGGCACUCAACGUGGCUUAUGCCGCCCAUGCCGCACUGCCGGCGGAUCUGAGCGCAGCGAGCGCGAGAGAUCUGGAGUCUACGGGUCCGUGCCGAGAUGCCGAAGCUGGCAUCGUCUCCGGCAUCAUGGCAUUGCACUCCUUCAUUGGAGCUGUGCUCGCAAUGGGCGUCAUGGAAUUGAUGAAAGGUCAGCCACUGCAAAUGUUCUACAUAAUAUAUGCGGCUGGGGUGGUUUUCUGUUCCUCAAUUGUGUGCUCGGUUGCCAAGGAGGAAGCCAGCGUCCAUGAAACGGCUUUGCCCAGCAGAGGUGAGAUACUGUCCGCCUACACCCUGGAUCUACAGACAGAUCUUGACUUUUUUUGGGUCUGCUGUGGGCGGCUUCUCUUCUACACAAGCCAGGCCGUGAUAGUGUUUAUGGAGUAUUUCAUCCGCGACAUGUUCGAGGUUAAAGAAGAGGCAGUGGUGAUCUCGCGAUUGAGUACUUUGGUUCUUAUCGGACAGCUCGUUGGGGCAGCUGUGGCACUCCCUAGCAGCCGUCUUUCUGAUAGAUUCGGCUGCAAGCCGAUGGUGUUCGCUUCUUGUUAUGUCCUAUGCGCCACCUUUCUGACCUUCAUCAUGGCACCAAAGUUCGGAUGGUGUGUCAUGGAAAUUGGAGCUACUCUAUACGGCCUAGGAGCUGGGUCCUACAUGAGCGUCGACUACGCGCUUGCUCUCAAGUGCCUUCCCACGUCAAAGGAGAGCGCACAAUCGUUUGGUCUUUGGGGCAUUGCUGGCUUCCUCGGCAGCUGUUUGGGCCCGUUCUUGGUCGGAGGAGUCCUGUUUUUCUUCCCACAGCCGGGCAGCCAGCCGAAAGCCUGGCAGAGGAGCCAUUUCCAGUUCAAGGGCUACGCUCUUGGCAUUCUCGUCGCCGGUGCUCUUCCUGCGCUGGCCGUGAUCCGUGCAACCAUGUACAUUCGAAGGGAGGUUUAG
Symbiodinium sp. CCMP2456 is the source of this 1323-nucleotide messenger RNA. Lineage: Eukaryota; Dinophyceae; Suessiales; Symbiodiniaceae. The record is from the annotation of a GenBank genome assembly.